AUGGACACCUCGCCUUCGUCCAGCGCUGGAGGGAGACUCAAGCGGAAACAGUCUGGCAACAAAUCCAAGACUCUACCCUGCCCGCACUGUCAACGACUCUUCGCUCGACUGGAACACCUUCAGAGACACAUCCGAACCCACACGAAGGAAAAGCCUUUCGUCUGCGAGAUCUGUACAAAGUCGUUCGCGCGAAGCGAUCUUCUGGUGCGCCAUGAAAGACUCGUCCACCCGGGCGAAGAAGAGCAGCAUACCACGCGAAAGUCUCACAAGCACCACCUCAUAAACGCCAACAAUGCCGCCAAAGCUGCAGCUCACGCCGUUCAGCAGGCCCAACAGGCGCAGGCCGUCACUUCCGAUCCGAUGGAUAUUGCUCCCCAGCAAGGCCAGUCUCUACUCUCACCACAUGCUCCUCCAGAGGGCAGAGGGAUGAUGGACAUGCUAGAUCCACAGCUGAUGCAGCCAGCAAAUGGCAUGCACUCGGUCGAUGGCAUUACUACACACCAACAGAUGGGUGCGCCGCCUCUUGAUCCAUCCUGGGGUUAUGAUCUGAACCUGCUGUCCCAUGCCGCUAGUCACGUAGCCUCGAGCGGGCAGGAUCAUUUCAUGUCAGGCAUCCAGACGGCCGCACAAGAACCUCUGCACGAACCAUUGCAGCAAAUCAUGCCGCCAGUCUCCGAAGGACAGUAUCAGCCACGUAUGCUGACAGAAGGUUACGGCCACCCAACCUCGAUGUUCGAACCUCCAGAUCUAGGCGACCCUAUGCAGGACUUUACCGUCUUCCUCGAUAGUGUGGGCCUGUCGUCGGAAUGGUAUGCCAGCAUGUUCGGUGAUCAGGUUGAUAACUACCAUUCUCCCGAAAUGCCACGCGAUCAUCUCAACAUCUCCAGACCUAACUUGAAUGGUGAGCCUCCCAUCGACAGCAAACUUGGCCUGCCCCAAGAUGAAUUGAGCACUUUCUCCCGUUUUGGUUCGAGGUUGCCAUCCCUUCAGCCAGAGUCUAAGGAACCUGACUCAAGUCGACCAGAGCCGCGAAGUGCCAUCGAAGAAGCCGAGGCGACCAAGACCAAGGCGACUUGGGACAUUUCCGAUUCUGAUCGGUCGGCAUUUGUGGCAAAACUUGCUGGCUUUGACAGUGUCAUGCCCAAAGGCUUCAUUCCACCCUCCAGACAUUCUCUCUCUCGCUACCUUGCCGGUUAUGUGAACGGCUUCCAUGAACACUUACCAUUCAUCCAUGUCCCGACACUACAAGUUGCCGCUAGUGCCCCGGAACUGAUUCUAGCUCUGGCGGCUGUAGGCGCACAGUAUCGCUUCGAAAACAGCCGAGGAAUAGAGCUCUUCUACGCCGCAAAGGCUGUGGUUUUAGAACAAGUGAGGCGACGGGACGAUUCAGCUAGCUCUCAUCUGUGGAAUAGACCACGGACCGGGUCCAUGGUCCAGUCUCCCGGAGGAGGUUUUACGGGACAAGGACAAAGCCAUUCUAGUAGUCCGUUCCAUAACGUGACACCUGGCUCUCCUUUCAUCACCGAUGGCAAAGAGCAGAUGGAGUCUAUACAGGCGCUACUAUUGUUAACCGCGUUCGCGACUUGGGAAAGACACACCGAGCUUCUCAGAGAAGCUCUGGCCUUCCAGAGCACUUUGGCUCGUUUGGUACGUGAAUCCGGGCUUGCAAGUCCUGAGAUCGUACAAUCUCCUGAAGAUCUCACGUGGGAAGAAUGGAUCAAGAUUGAAGGCGACAAGAGGACGAAGCUGAUCGUCUAUUGCUUUUUCAACCUGCACUCAAUAACCUGGAAUGUGCCGCCACUCAUUCUCAACUCUGAGAUCAAGCUCAACCUUCCCGACCCUGCAAACGAAUGGAAAGCCGCCUCGGCCGAACAAUGGAAGAGAUUACGAACAGAAAACAAUGCGCUCGAAGUGCCAUUCCAAGCAGCUCUCACUCGACUCUUCAUUAAUCAAUCUCCAGGUCCUAUUACGCCCAUUUCUCCGCUUGGAAAUUACGUCCUCAUCCACGCCCUCAUCCAGCAAAUUUUCUUUGCUCGGCAACUGUCACUCGCUUGGCCUGGCGUGGCGGGUUCGAGUUUGCGCGUGGAAGACAUUGCUGUCCUUGAUCGGGGUUUGCGAGCGUGGAAGGCAGGCUGGAAACGGACACCCGAGUCGAGUCUGGAUCCGCAAAACCCCAAUGGUCCUGUUGCAUUUACCUCUACGGCGCUCCUUGGUUUGGCAUACAUCCGACUUCAUGUGGACAUGGGUCCUCUGCGCCACCUGGAAACCAGAGACGCCACGCAAAUCGCAACGGCUCUCCUCAACACGCCUGACAUCCGUCGCGAUCCUCGCCUGACACCAGCCCUUUUGCAUUCCGCUCACGCCCUCUCGAUACCCGUGCGUCUAGGAAUCGACUUUGUCGCUCGCACGCAGACAUUCUUCUGGUCAAUACAACAUUCUCUGUGCAGCCUCGAAUGUGCAUUUCUCUUGAGCAAGUGGCUGGCCGUGCUGUCUCGGUUGAAAUCCGAAGGCGGUGCCCCUGUCACCGAGCACGAACGGAAGCUGCUCUUGUGGGUACGCAGCCUCCUCGACGAGACGGAGAUGACUGUUCAGCUGGACGGCAACGCCAACGAUCAUACAGUGCUGAAUGAAAGUCGGGCCCUGCUCGACGACACGCACAAGAUGUGCACGCUGAGCGUUGCCGUCGUGCGGGUGUGGAGCAAGACGUUCAAGGGAAAUACGAGCUGGGCGAUUGUGGACAUGAUAGGAUCCGCGCUCGAGUUGUAUGCGGAUAUGCUGGAGCAGCAGAUGUUUGGGCAAAUUUGA
Molecule: messenger RNA, 2805 nt
Organism: Exophiala spinifera
Lineage: Eukaryota; Fungi; Ascomycota; Eurotiomycetes; Chaetothyriales; Herpotrichiellaceae
Exons: 2
Coding region: 1-2805 (934 amino acids)
Biological process (GO): DNA-templated transcription; regulation of transcription by RNA polymerase II
Cellular component (GO): chromatin
Molecular function (GO): DNA-binding transcription factor activity, RNA polymerase II-specific; RNA polymerase II cis-regulatory region sequence-specific DNA binding; zinc ion binding
Source: RefSeq, a predicted model, not a curated record